GAAACCGUCCCCGACGGAAUAUCGAGAUUGUGUCAAAACUAUUUGGGGAUAUUAUUCGAUCAUCAUGGCUUACUCAUAAUGGCUGUGUCACUGUUUUCGUGUAGAUGAUGAUCCGGCUUCUAAUCAGAUAACGCUCCGGCGUCAUGGGGUGUAUUUUCUCACACGUUCAAGUAUUAUUUUCAAAGUCCGAAGACCAAAAAGAAACAUCCAUGUUCAGUCGAAAGAGUCGCAGUCGGGAGGUACUGAUUCAGUCGCAGACGAGCACAAUCCUCACCCCCGCCAAACAACGUGGGGGUGGGUCUAGCAAAGUUCCAUACUCGUCUCUUGAAGAACCUAGUGGUGAAGUAACUUUAGAGGAUGCCGUUUCCCGGAGGGAUAAAGAACUUCUACAACGAUUGAUUUUGACAGGUGCGUUCCAGCUCGCCCCGUUCAACAUACGCGAAAAGAAGAAGAGCAAUCCGGUAGAAUUAGCAUGCAAAUUGGGGUUCACAGACAUUGUUGAAGUUUUUCUUGACAAUGGAUGUAGUCCAAACCUACCAACAUCUCAAGGAAGGUUAAUUCAUUCUGUGUUGGAGGGAAUGAAAUGUGAGUCUAUAUCUCUAGAACAUGGACGACGACUGAUUCAAUUGCUCUGCAACAGUGGCUGUGAUGUUAAUAUCAAAGAUGCACGAUACACAUCCACUCUGAUGUAUGCAUCAGAACUUGGUGAUACAGUUGUGCUUGACAUUAUUCUACGACACUGUUCCACAUCGCAACUAUAUUAUCAGUGUGGAGGGAGUUCAUAUACACCUCUCCACAUGUCAACAAUGAGAGGGGAUUCUGAGUGUGUACGACAACUGUUGAAAUAUUCACCAAGUAAACAUGUGAAUAUUCGUGACCACUAUGGUAAUACUUCGUUGGUCCUCUCAUUAAAAACAAUGGAAAAUAAUUUGAAGUACUUAAACUCAGCCAGAAAAGACAUGGAUAGUGACAAUAAUGCCCAGCGGUGGCUUAAGGAGAAGGAAAAAUUACUUCGUUUCCAACAUUGUUCAGUGUCAAUAGUGGAAAGUUUGCUGUUAGCAGGUGCAGAUGCAAAUAUGAAUUGCCGAGAUGGUUUGUCUUCUCCUUUAUUUCAUGCCCUCUAUUUGUGUAGGCUGGAUGAAACAAAUGGAUUUCAGGACGAAUCUGGCUGCCAUGGUCUUGAAUUUACCAACACAAUGCAUUUAGUUUCAACAGAAAAGAUUCAGAACUUGGAAAAAUUAGUACAGAUGCUUCUCAUGAACCACAAAAAUAUUCCGGUGUUGGACAGGAAACAUUCUCUUUGUGCUGAAAUUAACACACAGAAGGAAACACUGUUCUCUAGAUACCCAUCACUCACUCCAUUACUGGAAGAAAUCUUUGAGUUCUGGACCAGGUACCAACACACAAAACCACCAAAGUUGAUGCAUCUUGCAAAGCAGACUGUGAGGAACCAUUUGGCGUUGUUACAGAAACUUCAUGAACUUGAUAAACUCCCACUUCCAGAGAGAUUGAAGAACUAUGUUAAACUAAACUGCUUGUAACCAUGGUAACUGACCUUGCUUGUGUUUUUACUAGAUAUUAUAGGAUAGGAAUAACCACAUGUGAUUUAAAUCAGUCAAGAUGCAGUCUGAUUGCACUUAGCUUUGGGGAAAU
Molecule: messenger RNA, 1653 nt
Organism: Haliotis rubra (blacklip abalone)
Lineage: Eukaryota; Metazoa; Mollusca; Gastropoda; Lepetellida; Haliotidae
Exons: 2
Coding region: 144-1541 (465 amino acids)
Biological process (GO): intracellular signal transduction
Molecular function (GO): protein binding
Source: RefSeq, a predicted model, not a curated record